AUGUUGGGAACGGCGAGCAGCGGCGCCCCGGGGCCCACAGAGAACAGCGAGAAGCCCCUGAACAAUGGGUUCCUGCAGGCGGGCGCUCAUGCCAUGGACGAGCUGAAUGCCACUGUAGUGUCCCCGCUGCUGGGACAGCAGACCACCAGACCGGGCCUAGCACCAGCUGCAGCCACAGGGUCUCUAUCGGCAACGCCGGCUUUCAAAGUUCCGCAGCAUCAGUCACAGAACAAACUGCCGAGCGUCGCAUUUCUCAGUCCGGACGGCAGUGGCGGCGUGGGCAGCGCCCUUCAGCGCAACAUGCCGCCGGCAAUGCUGGUGAGCACAGCUCGACCCAGCGAUUGGCUGCUCAAGGAGCCGCAGCAGCGACGUCGACUGCUGGUCUUGGCCAUCGCCUUCACUGUCCUGGGUGCGGCCAUUGGGGCGCUGGCCAUAUACUUUGCCAGCGUCCAUCAACGAUGCCAACUAUAUCAUCGGACAGCCCUGGCGGAUGAGCUCAGCUCAGCCGACGAUGGCAUAUCAACGAGGCAUGGACAGGACAAUAUCUGCAUGACACAGGAAUGCGUGCGUACAGCUGCUUCGUUGUUAUCGGCCAUGGAUAUGACGGCCGAUCCCUGCGAGGAUUUCUUUCAGUAUGCUUGUGGCACGUGGAACAAAAUGCAUCCCAUACCCGAAGAUCGCAGCUCGAUCAGUACAUUUGAGGUGUUGUCCGAUCAGCAACAGGUGAUUCUUCGUGGAGUACUGGAGGAACCGAUCGAUGGACGCGAUAACAAAGCGACGAUCAAGGCAAAGACAUUUUUCAAAAGCUGCAUGGAUAUACCCCAGAUACGCAAGAUCGGCGAUGGCCGGCUGAAGGAAGUGCUCAAGUCACUGGGCGGCUGGCCCGUAAUCGAACGCAACUGGCAAGCCCCCAGCCAGAUGAGCAUUGAACAGCUAAUGGGCUACCUGCGCGCCAACUACAGCGAGUCGGUGCUGGUCGAGCUCUAUGUGGGGGCCGACGACAAGAAUAGCUCGGUGAACAUCUUGCAAAUGGAUCAGCUGCAAUACGCCCUGCCCUCGCGCGACUAUUACCUGAAGGCGAGCAGCGAGAACGAUCUAAAGGCCUAUCACAAGUACAUGACGCAGGUGUCGCUGUUGCUGGGCGCCGAUCCGACCACGGCGGCCCGGGAACUGAAUGAGGUGGUACUCUUCGAGACGCAGCUGGUGAAUGUUUCGCUGCCGGAGGCAGAUCGACAUGACACCAGCGCCGUCUAUCGCAAGAUAACGCUGCCAGAACUGCAGCGUCAGGUGCCGGAACUGAACUGGACAGAAUACCUGCAGACCUCACUGGGACCGCAGAUCCCCUUGCAUGCGGAGGAGCCACUGGUGACGUAUGGCAUGCAGUAUCUCACCGAAAUGGGCAAGAUCCUGAAGCGCACCGAACGACGUGUGGUGCACAAUUAUGUGCUCUGGCGUUUGGUCAUGUCCCUGAUGACGCACAUGAUCGAUGACUAUCAACGUGAGCGUGUCGAAUUCCGAAAGAUAUUGAUGGGCAUUCAGUCGGAGCGCACUCGCUGGUCCCAGUGCGUCGAGUGGACAAACAAGAAGCUGGGCGUGGCCGUGGGUGCGCUAUUCAUACGCGACAACUUCAAUCAGGAGAGCAAGGAGGUGGCACUGGAGAUGAUACACACUAUACGGGCCGCCUUCAAUGAGCUGCUCGCCGAGAACCAUUGGAUGGAUGACGAGACCCGUGCUGUGGCCAAGGAAAAGGCGGACUCCAUGAACGAGCGCAUUGGCUAUCCAGAGAUACUGACAAAUGCCACCGAACUGGAGCAGGAGUAUGUCAAUCUAACAAUUGUGCCAAACAACUUUAUAGACAACGUGCUGAACAUUCUGCAAUGGGAAUCGGCGAAGGUGCUUCAUCUGCUGCGCCAGCCGGUGGACAAGGAGAAGUGGACCACAGAGCCGGCUGUUGUUAAUGCCUUCUAUAACCCCAACAAGAAUGACAUUGUGUUUCCCGCCGGCAUUUUACAGCCGCUUUUCUACAGCCAACACUUCCCCAAGUCGCUCAAUUAUGGUGGCAUUGGGGUUGUGAUUGGACAUGAGAUUACCCACGGCUUCGAUGACAAGGGUAGGCAGUUCGACAAGGAGGGAAACAUGAUGCAAUGGUGGAACAAUGCCACCAUCGAGGCCUUUCGAGAGCGCACGCAGUGCGUCAUCGAUCAGUACUCGCGCUACAAGAUCAAUGAGGUGGACAUGUAUAUGGAUGGAAGGAUGACGCAGGGUGAAAACAUAGCGGACAAUGGCGGCCUCAAGCAGGCAUUUAGGGCCUACAAGAAGUGGGAGAAACUGCACGGACGCGAGCUGCAGCUACCAGGCCUGAACAUGACGCACGAUCAGCUCUUCUUUCUCAACUACGCCCAAAUCUGGUGCGGCUCCAUGCGACCCGAAGAUGCGUUGACCAAAAUACGCUCCUCUGUGCACUCGCCGGGCUUCGUGCGAGUGCUCGGACCGCUCUCCAACUCCCGGGACUUUGCUCAUGCGUACAACUGUGGCGAGGGCACGACUAUGAAUCCGGAGAAUAAGUGCAGUGUGUGGUAGAUGACGACGACACAGUUGCUCCCCUUCGCUCUCUUUCCCGCACCGUCUCUUUCUUGCUCUCUUUCUCGCUCGCUCCCUUUCUCAUUAACUGGGGAUUGUUUGCAUAAGAUUAUUUUUUUAUAUUUAUAUAUAUCGUAUGUAUCGGGUGUAUAAAGAAGAGGAUGUCUUUUUUUGUUUAUAUAUACAUAUAUAUAUAUAUACUUAUAUUCGUUUAUAUAGUAUAUGAAUACAUACCUGAUGUAUACCUACAUAUAUGUAUGCUGCUAUAUGUAUCUGUAAUGCAUAUACAAAUCAUGCUCCCUCCUCCACAUAGCGCUUCAAAAUAUGCAACCUAUAUAAGUAUAUACAUAUAUACAUAUGCUCUAUUCUUUAAGACAAGCAACAUCGCUCCCAAUAUCCGAGAAGAGUCAGUCAACAAAUGACAUUAUAAUCGUAAAUAAAAUUAAUUUAAAACCA
Messenger RNA from Scaptodrosophila lebanonensis, 3036 nucleotides. It is a transcript of the gene Nep1, whose product is annotated as neprilysin-1. Gene Ontology annotation, biological process: protein processing. The transcript has 9 exons. The record is from RefSeq and is a predicted model, not a curated record. NCBI's taxonomy places the organism in Eukaryota, Metazoa, Arthropoda, Insecta, Diptera, Drosophilidae. Bases 1 to 2580 code for a protein of 859 amino acids. Gene Ontology annotation, molecular function: metalloendopeptidase activity. Gene Ontology annotation, cellular component: plasma membrane.